This is a messenger RNA of Rhineura floridana, 7023 nucleotides long. It is a transcript of the gene FLT3, whose product is annotated as fms related receptor tyrosine kinase 3. The transcript is spliced from 24 exons. The record is from RefSeq and is a predicted model, not a curated record. Gene Ontology annotation, biological process: protein phosphorylation; cytokine-mediated signaling pathway; multicellular organism development. Gene Ontology annotation, cellular component: signaling receptor complex. Gene Ontology annotation, molecular function: transmembrane receptor protein tyrosine kinase activity; ATP binding. The coding region runs from base 248 to 3157 and encodes 969 amino acids. NCBI's taxonomy places the organism in Eukaryota, Metazoa, Chordata, Lepidosauria, Squamata, Rhineuridae.
CUGUGGACUACGCUUCCAGGAGUUAAAGGUUUCCAGCUUGUGGGGAUGGAGCCUCUCAGCUUUGAAGUUCUGAAGAAAGAGGCCUCCCCUCACAGCUAUUUCCUUCAGGUUUGUACAUAUUUGAAGAAGUGGUUUUACGGUACACAAGCUGCGCGGAUCCCCUGAGAAGCCACCUGCAGUUUCACACCCUGAGCUCUGGAAACAGAAGGCUCCGCACAGACAGGGAGGUCUUACAGCCUUGACAGCUAUGAGUGUGCAUCAGCCAAGCACCUGGGCCAGCAGAAGCAGACUACAGUUGCUUGCUCUGAUUCUUACAGUGGCAUCCAAUGCUGUGAUUAGCCUGAGUGCAUCAGAGAUUACAUGCCUUUUGAUCAAGCAAAACAGUACAUCAAGAUUGUCAGAACCUUCACCUUCACAUGAGACCCAAGAUAAGGUUGAAGACCUUGGGUGUUUCCUGUAUUCUCAAAGCACCAAGAAUAUCUAUGAAACAGCAGAAGAAGUAGUAGUUGGUGUUCUUGAAAAUGUUGAAAUAAAAGCAAUAGUAAAUAUUUCAGAGAACAUCACCUGCCUUUGGUUUUUUGAAGAGACCCAGACUGAAUGCAAUUCCUCUCUGGAUUCGGAGAACCGGCAUGUAGUUUCAAAGGAGUUUCCAAAAAUUAGAGAGACGCAGGCUGGAAAUCACACACUGUCCAUUAAAACUGAAACUAAUAACUACACGGUGACCUUCACAUUCUGCAUAAGAAGAAGUCCAAGAAAGCCACAUUUUAUACUAAACCAGCAGUCAAAAAAUGCUGUAGUAAGCUGCAUAUCAGAAGGAUAUCCUAAACCAGAAUUUGAAUGGCUCUCUUGCAAGAUCCCUAAUGAAAGCUGCAGAAAAUCUGAUGCCCCCAAAAAUGAAGACAUGGAUGGAAUGCACAAGGCCCAACUCAGAUUAAAAAAAGAUGGAUUACUAUUUCAGCCACAUGUAUGGUGCUGUGCAUUUAACGAGCUGGGCAAAGUCUGCACUGAACUCUAUACAAUCGAUCUAAGUGCACAGGAAAGCCCUAUGCAGGAAUUAUUUCUUAAAAUUGGAGAUCCACUGUUCUUAAGAUGUAGAGCUAGUUAUGGCCAUUUAAACUUUGGAAUGAAAUGGUAUCCUGAAAGCAAGCAAUUAGAUCAGGGCAUGCCACUCGAAGGAAGACAGACUCUGGGCUCAUACAGGAUUAAGACUCAGUUUGCAUAUGUUUCAUCAGUGGAACAACAGGGACAUGGACAUUAUAACUGCUCAUCUAUAGCACUUGCUACAAGUAAGAUUGCUUUGGUUACAGUGUUAGAUAAGGGGUUUAUCAAUUUCACCAAUCCAAAGGAAGAUUUUGAAGUUGGUAUGGAGGAGAACCUUUGCCUUGAAGUUAAGCUGAAAGCAUAUCCAUCAAUUAGAUGUAUAUGGAUGUUUUCCCAAAUGUUAUUUCCUUGUAAGCAGAAUUCCACAGAUGGUUACAGCAUCUCUUCAAAAUUCUGUGACCAUAAGCACCAACCAGGGGAAUAUGUGUUCUAUGCAGAAAACGAUGAUUUGUAUGUGAAGAGAACAUUGAAACUCUAUGUGAAGAGGGGCCCUGAUGUAAAAAUGUAUGUGACACCAAGUCAUAUUUCUUGCAUCGCGGAGAGCAAUCCUGCAUCAUCUUGGGUCUGGAGGAAGUGUUCUGAAAAGCAAUUAAAUUGUACAGAAAUCACAGACGGGAUUUCAAAUGACAUGCGUGAAGGAAAGACUUUUGGUUUCUGGAGUGUAAACAGCACUUUAAACACAACAGAAACACAAAAUGGAUUUUUUGUUGAGUGCUGUGCAAACAAUUCAUUGGGCUUAGCCUGUAAAAGACAAAGAAAAGAAGUAAUUGUAUAUCUCCCACCAAAUAACGUUGCAUUAUAUGGAACUACUGGAUUCUGUUUUCCAAUAAUUGCUGUGUUGUGCAUCUUAAUUUGCCAAAACUACAAAAAGCAAUUUAAGUAUGAGAGUCAGCUUCAAAUGAUACAGAUGGUUGGCCCUUGUGAUAAUGAAUACAUCUAUGUUGAUUUCAAUGAAGUUGAGUAUGAACUCAAGUGGGAGUUUCCCAGAGAAAAUCUGGAAUUUGGGCAAGUACUUGGCUCUGGUGCCUUUGGGAAGGUGGUGAAUGCUACUGCAUAUGGAAUUAGUGAAACGGGAGUGUCCAUCCAGGUUGCAGUCAAAAUGCUAAAAGAAAAAUAUAGCUCUUCCGAAAAAGAUGCUCUAAUGUCAGAACUCAAAAUGAUGACUCACAUUGGAAGCCAUGAAAACAUUGUGAAUCUACUUGGAGCUUGUACCAUAUCAGGACCAAUAUACUUGAUUUUUGAAUACUGUUGCUAUGGAGACCUUUUGAACUACUUACGAAGCAAAAGAGACAGAUUUCACAAGACCUGGACUGACGUCUUCCGACAGCACAAUUUCACUUUUUACCACAAUUUCCCAGCACAUACAAAGUCAAGAAAUGGAAAUAUACUAAAAAAUGGAUCACAUAUCCCACUGGAUGACUUUGGAAACAUGGCUGCAAAACAAGACUUAGUUUUGGCCUCUAAAUUGUACAGAAUUGCCCUGCUUGCUGAGGAAGAAGAAAUGAAAUAUGUGAACUGGAGAAUCGAUGAUGAAGAGGACCUCAAUGUGCUGACUUUUGAAGACCUUCUCUCCUUCUCAUAUCAAGUUGCCAAAGGAAUGGAGUUUCUGGAAUCAAAAUCAGUGCGCUUACCUGUCAAAUGGAUGUCUCCGGAAAGCUUAUUUGAAGGGAUCUAUACAAUUAAGAGUGAUGUCUGGUCUUUUGGAAUCUUACUGUGGGAAAUUUUCUCUCUUGGUGUCAAUCCUUACCCUGGAAUCCAAGUUGAUGCAAACUUCUACAAGCUUAUUCAAAGUGGAUUUAAAAUGGACUGUCCAUUUUAUGCUACGGAAGAAAUAUAUUUAGUACUGUGUUCCUGCUGGGCUCUGGACUCCAGAAAAAGACCAUCCUUUUCGCAGCUGCUUUCCCUUCUGGCAUGCCAGCUGGCUGAGGCAGAAGGAGCAGCAUGUCAAACUGGGAAGAGUUUGAUCUCAGAACACGUUUCCAGUCCAAAGCACAGUUCACAUGGGAUAAGAGAAGCUGAACCACUUCACCAUUCCAACUCUGGAUGCAGAUACUGAAAGGGAGAAAUAAGACCAAUUGGUUAUUUUAUAUGAAAAGGCAUAUAAGCUGAAAAUCGAAAGAGGAGAGGUUUUUUUGCCUCCCAUAAAAGGGAUCAGAUUUGCUGCUACUGCCACUGAAUUUCUCAUGCUCAUUUCCAUGAUCCUUUUGCUUUUGAAAUGAAACUUGCCAGAAGUCUCCCUUUUCAGGAUUCUGAGGGCACACAUUUCACAAGUGUCAUUUUCAACCUGUGUUUUGCUGGUGUAUCUGCAACCUCCAGGUGGUAGUGUUAGGAAAGGAAACUUCCUUUCAAAAGGGUCACUGGUAAUUAAACAUUCCAGUUACUGUUUGCAUGUAAAGCAGACACAAAGCAUUAAAAUUAAUUGUAACCAAAGCAUCCAGACAUAAUGGCAUUGUCUUAAUAGUUGCUGUGCUGAUAAUUCAGAAAUGCUUUGAUUGAGACAUCCAGACCACUGCACCAGCAGCACAUUGCUAGCAGUCAUGUUACACCAGCAUUGUUGUAGACAGAUGCAUUGGUGUAUGCCAGGGGUUGCCAACAUUUUCAGGCCCAGGGGCGCAUUUGGAUUUUUCAGUGAGUGCCAUGGGCCACACCCACUCUGGUCCCUUCUCUCCCUUCUUCCCAGGAUCAUCCCCAGCAUCAUCCCCACUGCAUACUAGGGAUGGGGGGAGAAAUUCAAUUCAGCAAAUUAAAGGCAACUUUGCCUAAUUUGCACUUUCCAAAACAAUAUAUAAACUGAAACACAAUCCUUCAAAAUUUGCAUUUCUGUGAAUUUUGCAGUGCAGUACUCCAGCCAAGUAAUGUCUACAAAAAUGCAUAUACUAGGGUAAAGCGUACAUUAAAAUGUGUACAUAAAUUAAAAUAGCAUACAAAAAUGCAUUAUAUAAGGGGAAAUUGCUUUACAAAAAUGUGUAUAUUAGGCAAAAGUACAUAAAAGAUGUGUACAUUAGGAGAAAUUCAUAUUACAAUGCUGCUGAAUUAUGAGGACUUUUUUUUUAAAAAAAAAAGAGAAGUAAACUGAUGUAGAAAUGUGGAGAACUGAAAAAUGAGAAAGGGAAAGAAACCAAAAUUGACUUAUUUGACCAUCCCACCCCAGACACACAGAAAGAGAAAGCGUGCACCCACACACUGCGCUUUCCCAAGUCAUCUGGGUAAGUAAAAGUCAAAUGCAGUAGAAUUCAUAUGAACCCUGAAAAGCACAUAGAAUUGAAAGAGGAAGUAGGAAACUUCCUUCUUCAGCUCUAUGUCAGUUUUUCUCAAGGAAGAAAAAGGUAAUCGCCCUCACCAGCUAAUGACCAAGGGUGUGUGUGUGUGUGUGAGAGAGAGAGAGCGCUCAAAGGCUUCAUGACUGCCAGGGGAAGGCCACAAGAGCACCACUACGCCCACAGGCCUGGUGACCCCUGGUGACCCCUACUGUAUGUGUUUAGGGCAACAGUGGUGUUUGGUAAAUGAUAUGUGGAGCAGAUUACAGGCUACACACUGCUUUUAAACUAGUUCAUUGGCGAAGAUUAUUAUCAAGGAUGGUGUAUCGGGCUGCUGGAGUAAACAAAGUCCUUUUUAUCUUCCCAGUGAAGUGGAUAAAAUCCAGGACAGCAGUAUGUGGAAAGCAAUGCAAGAACUUGGCAAGUUAGACUAGGGAGGUUUGGUAGAAAUUGCUUGCUGCAGGCAACCAAAUCCUAAUUUGUUUCCCAAUAUUAGAUCUAAAAUCAUUUUGUUCCCCAAAAUUAUCAACAAUGUGAAUUUUGGACUUCCAAUAUCCUUUCAGUAUUAAAAUAUUUGCUGCUUAUUUGCUGCAUAUUUGACAUCGGUAUUAUUUGAUAUUUUAUAUUUGACUAUUGAUAUAUGACGAUAUUUGAUAGCUGACAUACAUCUGCAUUUAGUGUUUGAUAACAUUUCAUAGUUGACAUGGGACCGUAUUUAACAUGUGGCAUUGAGCAGUUUUAUGAAAAUGGAAAUGGACUGCCUUCAAGUCGAUUCUGACUUAUGGUGACCCUAUGAAUAGGGUUUUCAUGGUAAGCGGUAUUCAGAGGGGGUUUACCAUUGCCUUCCUCUGAGGCUGAGAGGCAAUGCCUGGCCCAGGGACACCCAGUGAGCUUCAUGGCUAUGUGGGGAUUUGAACCCUGGUCUCCCAGGAUGUAGUCCAACACUCUAACCACUAUGCCACACUGGCUCUUGGAGCAGUUUUAUAGCAUUUCAUAAUUGAUGACUGCCAAAAUCAAAACAAUCACAAAAUGCCAACAAGUCUAAAGCACUCAAAUUUUAGAUUUUAUUUUUUAGGGGAAAUGUCACACUUGGAUUUCAAAUUUAACAUUUUAGUAAAUUUUAAGUGUGGGUGAAUUUUAAUUUCAUUUGUACUCAUGAUCAUUAUUGGGGCUGGAAUGCAAAAUUAUGAAUGUAAUGCUUCUUUUUACCCUCUAGAUGAUAUAAUGUCAAGGUUGCUGCUGGAUAGCUUGGCAAGUCUACCAAUGUUUUUCACACCACUGGAACACAGCAUACAUACUGGUCUCAGUAUCUCCAGUGGCUGAGUGAUAAACUACAUGCUACAUCAACCAUGUCAUUUGUGCCAGAGUGCAUGAUUUUUCUUGCAGAAAUAGCCAGCUCAGGGGCCUGGUUGGGAUGCUAACAUGAGGAUACUAGGGCUUUAGCGUUUUGCCCCUCACUGUGAUCUGGAUUCAGCCUGCCAAAAAGAAAAAAGGAAUCCUCCCCCAAGUCCCCCUACAUCCCAUGUUAUGGUCCCAGUCCAGAUUGGGGCCACCACACUGGCUAUUUGGAUAAGAAAAAAUCUGUCUCAAGGGCAAAUAACAUGAUAGUUUUGCUCCUGGUUCACCUGGUUGCUACAAUUUCCUAUACAGAGUGCAAAUUAGCAUCCUCAUCUUCAUAGGAUGCUGCAAGAAUACAAACAGUUCUUUGCAAGUGUUUGAGUAGAGGCUUCCCCUGUAACGCCUUUGUUGAUGCGCUUCACCUUAUUAACAUCACUGGCUGUUUGAGUUUCAUGUGAUCAAGAUGAUAGGACUGCUUUCUUCAUAUAUUUUGUGUGACUUGGCAUUAUGCCAUGGAGAGAGAAAAAAGUUUAAUUCUCAUCAGGGUUGCUUAUACCCAAAUGACAUGGGCACAGCAAUUAUACCAUAUUGGGGAGGGGAGAGUCCAUGAUGGAGGAGCUGCCAUAUCCAAGCCAAAAUUGUGCCAGCCAUGGCAGAAGAUGGGUAGAGGGCAGAUCUCCCCUGGAUAAUUCCAAUAAACUCCCAUUGGUUCUCAUUGGAGGGAAAUUCUCUAAGCCAGAAUUAGAGCAUGGUUUUGUUGCCACUAUGGGGGCAUACCAGGGAAAUAAGGAGACUUUGGAUCCUGUGGAUCAAAGCCCUCCCUUGCUCUUCCUCCAUCAUGCCUCUUUUCCCUCUUUUGUGCCAUCAAAGUACUGACAGAGAAGGGAUAGCUGCAGAAGUUUCCAUGGAGGGCAUCUCAGGGCAGGCCUCCCUCUCUGCCUGUGGACCUCUUUUUGCCCAUGGAGGGGAGAUCUGCUGUAUCCCAUGGCCUCCUGGGACAUUAAAGCCUUACAGCAGGGAUGGGGAACCUGUGGCCUUCCAUAUGCUGUUAGACUACAACUCCCAUCAGCUCCAACCAGCAUGCUAAUUGGCCUGGGAUGGUGGCAGUUGUAGUCCAACAUCUUCCCCAUCCUUGGUUUAAAGCCCUUUAGGUCUGUUCCAUCCUUACUUUAACUUAGUAAUCAUAUCAUGAUGCCUUUUAGGUUUUUUUGAUCUUAUAUAGCUCUGUAGUUAAAACUGCAAUUUUAACAUACAUUGCUGCUGCUUCAUGCUAACGCUGUCCUGACAACGAAUAAUUAUUAUUUUUCUAAUAUGCAUUUUUAUAUAU